AUGCGAAUCGUGUUUCAGAUUUUUCCAGACAAUGCUACGAAGCGUGAAUUACGUGUCAAGUUUGUAGAGUGUCCGAACAAGAAAUGUGGUUGGAAAGGAAACUUUAGAAACUAUGAGGGUCACUAUGAUGUGUGUGCCUGGCUAUUAAUUUUGUGUAAUAAACAAGGAUGCGAUGAGAUGGUCAUCAGAGGCAAUUUGGCAAGUCAUCUUGAAAAUGAAUGCUUGAUGCGCAUUGUUCAAUGCCAAUUCUGUGAAGUAAAGAUUGUUUUCAAGAAUGUAGAGAAACAUCAUAUGAAUGAAUGUCCUCUGUAUCCCGUCAAGUGUCAGUAUUGUGGACGGGAUGAUUUUACGCGAGACAAGUUAAAACUUCAUCAGGACCCAACCGAUGGAGAUUGUGAAAAAAAACUUGUACUCUGCACUUACAGUGUUGUCGGAUGUGAAGAACAGAUACAAGCAGAAGAUCUGGUCACUCAUUUAGAAAACCGAAUGCUUGAUCAUCAAGAACAACUGCUACAUAAUGUUCUCAAAGUACAUGGAUUUGUUGAAAGUAACAAGAAAGAUAAAGAAGCAAUGCAGCAAUUGUUUUCACAAUUUGAAGAUCAAGAAAAACAAAGUGAGAAGAUCAAAAAAAGAUGCGCACAGUUAGAAAAAGAUAUAUCAAAUGUGUUGGAAAAUGUAAAUCAAG
Saccoglossus kowalevskii is the source of this 685-nucleotide messenger RNA. Its product is annotated as TNF receptor-associated factor 2-like. NCBI's taxonomy places the organism in Eukaryota, Metazoa, Hemichordata, Enteropneusta, Harrimaniidae. The record is from RefSeq and is a predicted model, not a curated record.